UUCCGCUCGGGGAGGCGCAGCCCCACCUUCGCGCCGGGCGGCUUAAAGGGACCGCGACCCCCAGGAGGCUUGAAGGAGACCGGGAGGCUGCCGGCGUGGAGCGCGGGAAGGCGGGGCUGGGGCUCGGCGGGAGGCCACCCCCGCAGCCGCCCCGGGAUGAGCGUGCCCAGCAGCUGCUGGACGCCGUGGAGCAGAGGCAGCGGCAGCUCCUGGACACCAUCGCCGCCUGCGAGGAGAUGCUGCGGCAGCUGGGCCGCCGGCGCCCGGAGCCGCCUGCUGGCGGGAACGCGUCAGCCAAACCCGGAGCGCCCUCCCAGCCAGCUCUGUCCGCCAAAGGUGGCCUUCCGAAGGAUGCUGGUGAUGGAGCCGCGGAGCCCUGACCAUCCCCAAGCCGGGCACCCCGACUACCCUCCCUUCGCGGGGCUGCCGGCAGGACCUCUUGACUCCCUCCGGUAGAGGGGCUGGUCUGCACUGGCAAAGGCUGGUCCCUGGCCCUCAGUGUGGGGUGGCAGCUCUGCUGUAGCUGAGUUUACCCCAUCAUCCUGGUUGGCAGCAGUGCUGCGUGUGGACGGAGCAGGAACGCCCAGUCCGAGGCCCUGACGUGGGCAGAGCAGCAGUGCCCGCCGGCGUGGGCCGGCCUGCUGUGGGGGAACCUGGUGGUGUUGUGUGUCCAUUUCAUCCUGUGGGGACUCCUAGCCUCGUGAAACACCUUCAGCAGAGCCUGCAUUAAAAAGGAAACCUGCAGAGCCCCCUGGUGAGCGAGCUUUCCUUUCGGACCCUUCUCUGGGACCCUGGUGACCAGGGAGACCGGUUGGGGGGCAGGUGGAGUUUGGCAGGACUGGAAGGAUGGGUGAGUGCCAGCCAGGGGCAGAGAUGAGAAGAAACACCACACAUACUGCCAUAUUUAAAUAAGCAUUUAAUUAGGGUUUCAUUAGUAUUUAAUAUUGCUUUUUCAAUUCCAAAAAGUUAAAUUUUCACUUCUUAGCAGAUAUUUUAAAGUACAAUAUUAAGUUUAUACAAAAUGAGCAAUUUUAAGCAAACACCAUUAUUUCACAUUCUUCAAAAAUACAAAUUCAUAUUUAUUCUUUGUUUUUGGGGGUUUGGAGGUUUCUUCCUUUGGAAGUACUUGAACCUGUAACGUUUUCCAUCUGCUCAGUGGAGCCUGUUGUUCCCAUGUUGCACACCUAAAUAAAUCUGAAAGACUUUUUUACAUGAUCCAAAUAAAAUGAUUUGGGAUUUUAAAAAA
This is a messenger RNA of Ochotona curzoniae (black-lipped pika), 1246 nucleotides long. It is a transcript of the gene CUNH1orf122, whose product is annotated as chromosome unknown C1orf122 homolog. The record is from RefSeq and is a predicted model, not a curated record. The coding region runs from base 237 to 380 and encodes 47 amino acids. NCBI's taxonomy places the organism in Eukaryota, Metazoa, Chordata, Mammalia, Lagomorpha, Ochotonidae. The transcript is spliced from 3 exons.